Messenger RNA from Alternaria ethzedia, 1491 nucleotides. RefSeq lists its product as uncharacterized. Gene Ontology annotation, molecular function: macrolide binding; peptidyl-prolyl cis-trans isomerase activity. Gene Ontology annotation, cellular component: chromatin; nucleolus. The coding region runs from base 1 to 1491 and encodes 496 amino acids. The transcript has 4 exons. The record is from RefSeq and is a predicted model, not a curated record. NCBI's taxonomy places the organism in Eukaryota, Fungi, Ascomycota, Dothideomycetes, Pleosporales, Pleosporaceae.
AUGUCGUCCGCCAUUCCCGUAGGCGUCUACGGACGUCGCAUUCCAGCUGGAAACUUUCCCAUCCUGGCUGCUGACGACCAGUCUUCCACUUUCCGCAUCACCAUGGCGGCUAUCGACCCAGAUGCCGAGCCUCAAAUCGACGACGAGCACAAGCACCCUCGCGCGACUCUGAAGCUCAUCCGAGUGCCCAUGGACUUUGACUCGGACGAUGAUGAUGAUGAGGACUACGAGGAGGGUGACAUCGAGGCUAUCGCUGCUCGUCUGCGUGCCGCUGGUGCGCUCCCUGAAGCUGAUUCGGACAUGUCCGACUCCGACGAUAGCGAGAGCGAGAAGAACGGUGGCCCCAGCGAUCCUGCCCGGUCAAAGAAGGCCAAGCAGGCAGCCCUCACCAAGAAGCUGCAAGAAGAGCUUGAGGCCGAUGAGAUGGACAUCGACGGCAUGACCAACGGCAAGGGAAAGGCCAAGGGCAAGGCCAAGGUCACCGAUGACGACUUGAGCGACGAGGACGAUGAGGACGAUGAGGAUGAGGACGACGAGCCUGAAGAGCUCGUUCUGUGCACUCUCGACCCCGAGAAGCACUACCAGCAACCGCUCGACAUCACCGUCCGUCAAGGUGAGGAGGUCUACCUUUCCGUCAGCGGCACUCACGACGUUUACGUUACCGGUAACUACCUCGCCUUCCCCGACGAGGAUGAUGAGGAAGACGACGAGGACGACGGUCUCGACGAGCUCGGCUACGAUCUCGGCUCCGAAGACGAGGAGCUCGACGGUAUGGGAGAAUCAGAGGAUGAUGAGCUCGAUGGCAUGAACGACCCCAGGAUCACUGAGGUUGACUCUGACGAUGAGGAGCCACCCAAGCUUGUUGACGCCAGCAAGAAAAGCAAGAAGCGCGCUGCUGAGGAUGAUGCUACCCUCGAUGACAUGAUCAGCAAGACCAACGGUGAUGCUAAGCUCAGCAAGAAGCAGGCUAAGAAGCUGAAGAAGAACGACGGCCAGGCUGUUGCCGGUGCCGCAGAGCCAGAGAAGAAGGCUGAGAAGGUUGAUACCCCCAGCAGCGACAAGAAGAAGGUUCAGUUCGCUAAGAACCUUGAGCAGGGCCCAACUGGCUCCCCCAAGGUUGACGCCAAGCCAGAGGCAAAGAAGGAGGCCGCCAAGGGACCUCGCACCGUCAGUGGUGUUCUCGUCGACGACAAGAAGGAGGGCAAGGGCAAAGCCGCCAAGAAGGGCGACCGCGUCGAGAUGCGCUACAUUGGCAAGCUGAAGAACGGCAAGGUCUUUGACUCCAACAAGAAGGGCAAGCCAUUCUCGUUCAAGCUUGGUGUCGGUCAAGUCAUCAAGGGUUGGGACGUCGGUGUCGCUGGCAUGACCGCCGGGGGCGAGCGUCGUCUUACCAUCCCUGCGGCGAUGGCUUACGGCAAGAAGGGUGCUCCCCCGGACAUUCCUCCUAACUCUGACUUGAUCUUCGACAUCAAGUGCAUCUCGGUCGGUUAA